UAUCCCUUGAACCCGCAGGACAGGAUCGGUGGCCCAUCAUUGGCCAUCAGUGAGCAACAAGAGCCCAGAUCACCGCGUGCCCAAAGAAGCUACAGCGCGGAAAUUGAUUUUCUGCAAAAGUCGCACGCAGUGAGGCGUACCGAGGAUCGUCGACACACAGAUUUCGGAGAGGUUGGGCGCUGGAUGCCAUCCUCAAAGCAGGUCUCAAAGACAAAGAGGCUUCCCUUCCCGACCCAAGACUCGAUAGAAGAAGAAGGCGCAAUUCAAGCGGAUAACGCGACACGGAAGAACGAUCAAAGUGAGCUCAGGGACCAGGAAGAAAGAUCGCAUGAUAACCAAAUUAGCCCAAGAACUAAGAUGUCCGAAGAUUUCAACGCUGAAGAGCACGAGGCUAUGGUGCCGAUUAAAAACGGGAAGAGUCACGCCACCAGAAGCCAUAGCACUGGGGCGACCUGUUCCAGAAGCAGAGAUCACCCGAGCUUUGGCUCGUCCCCUUCCAGACCAUUCAGGGAACGCAGAUACACCGAUACCACCUUGGAUCCGCCGGGGUGGGAUCCUCCGGCGAUGAACAUCAUUCGUGACGAUGUCUUUUACUCGGAAGAUACGAAAUCUUCCUCCUUGGGGUCGACGCCGACUGGCACAGUACGUCGGAGCAUCGCGGAGCACCGAGACUACAAAAGAAGUCCGUCUUCCGAGGUAGCGAGAUGUACCACCGGAGUAAAUCAGCGAAUUCGUGAUCUCUACGACUUCAAGGUCGAGACCGAGUGGCCCAGGAAGGUGAGAAAUCCACCCCGAAGGAACAUUUGGAUCAGCAAGAGCGGAAGCGAAGAAGAGGAGCACCGCGAAUCGUCGGAAUCCAAAGAACGGAACGCAGACGUAUUACAGAAGAGGGACUUUGAGGAUCUGGACGAAGAUGAGCGCGAGGAACGGCUGAGAAUAUUCCACGAAAAGCUGAGGUUCAGUGAAGAUCUUGGACAGCCGAAUGACCAGCGGGAGAGAAGGAUUCACUCUGAUGACUUCGGCAACGAGCGAGCAUGCAGACAAAUUUGGAGCGCUAAGCGAACUUCCGGGGCCUCGAGAGAGUCCUGGAUCAGCUAUACCGAGAUCAGCCAAGCUAGGCAGGAGUCCCGAAUGAGCGACGCGAGCUAUGUAAGCAUCGAGGUAUUCGAGAGGAGCGUCGGGGCCCCGACAAGAAGAGCCUUCAGUCAAGGCGAUGAGCCGACUCCUUCGUCGUCAACGCCGCCAACACCGCCGUCGACUCCAAUGUCGAAAGACUCAGCGGGAAAACGAAAUAUCCACAAAAAACCCGAAAGACAGGGUUCCAAGUUCAAGAUUUAUCUGGUAUAGGGAAGAGUCAGAUGUUUUGGAAAGUCUUUAACCAAUUUCCGGAGCGCUACCGAUUAUAAGUUGCAAUUGGAGUUACCUGUACAGCAUAAGAUGUAAGCGCUCGAUUCCACAGAUAUACAUACACUGCAUUUCAUAUCAGGCAAAUCGAUAAAGCUGAUAACAACCUCGACAACACGCAUCCUCGCUAUCAGAUCCACUCACCCACCCUAACAGUGUGUAUAAUAUAAAUCUUACUAGACGUAUUCGCAAUGGUUCACAGACCUAGAAUUGGAAUUGCAUAAUUAGGAUACCGUAUUUUUAUUGAUAAUGUAACGCAGCAAUGGGAACAAAUAAUUUAUUCGUGUAUAUCUAUACUUACGUUAAUGACUUAAACUUCAUAUAUUUUCUGUUGAGUAUAUCCUACAUCUACAAAUUUCGUAAUUACUAUCUGGAAAUUUGAGAAGAAAAGAUGUUUUGUGUACUGACGAAAAUUCGGUGACCCUUUCGAUCGACAAACAUACAUUGUAGGAAUUAAGAAGAUCUCUAUGACCGUAACUUUAUAGUUGUUCAAAAGUUAUACCCCUGCAAUAUUUUAGAGUUAAUUAAGUGAAUUGACGAACACUGGAUCAUCACAUCGCAUGUCAAUAAUCGAAUCAUAAUGUUGAAACUUUGUAUAAAACUAUACAUAA
Neodiprion virginianus is the source of this 2015-nucleotide messenger RNA. RefSeq lists its product as uncharacterized. NCBI's taxonomy places the organism in Eukaryota, Metazoa, Arthropoda, Insecta, Hymenoptera, Diprionidae. The transcript has a single exon. The record is from RefSeq and is a predicted model, not a curated record. The annotation marks the transcript as partial.